Molecule: messenger RNA, 3277 nt
Organism: Fusarium verticillioides 7600
Lineage: Eukaryota; Fungi; Ascomycota; Sordariomycetes; Hypocreales; Nectriaceae
Exons: 2
Coding region: 639-2681 (680 amino acids)
Biological process (GO): ubiquitin-dependent protein catabolic process; protein polyubiquitination; positive regulation of proteasomal ubiquitin-dependent protein catabolic process
Cellular component (GO): ubiquitin ligase complex; cytoplasm
Molecular function (GO): ubiquitin protein ligase activity; zinc ion binding; ubiquitin conjugating enzyme binding
Source: RefSeq, a predicted model, not a curated record
UACCGGAUACCGAAACAAGGCGUUACCACAUUCAACCACGGCCAAAGAGUCAUCUACGUUACUUUACAAUGUUAUAACAGGCGUGAAUAAUCUCGUCCCAUUUCCUUCAUAGCUCAAUAUUGCGUCUUACUCUUUACAAUCCGGCGUUAGUCACUAGCAAGCCAUUCCGAAGUAGCCCUAUCUAUCUUGGGCACUAUCUUAAAAACCCUCUCCUCGCCCCUCUCUCUACGUAAAGUACCUCCACCAAAGAAGCACCUCAUGUUCAAGUCUUGACAAGGAAGAACGAGAAGGAGACUAAAAUUAUGGAGGCCUAACAGAAACUCACUAAGAAGGGCUGGUAAAUUUGAGGGCCCUUGGUAUUUGACAUACUUACUCAGCCUCGCCACUCUGGGCAAAGUCUUUGCUGAAGUUCAUCGCUCACAAUAUACACUACGCUAUUAGAGGAUGAACACUCCUCCCAAGGUAUAACAACUCAUAGCGGUCCCGAAGUGUCGAAAGAAUCAAGGUCAUUAAAAAGGGGGCCCAAAAGAAAACACUGGCCAAGGAGCCUGCCAAGUGCAUUCUGAACUAUCUCCGGCCUUGUCUGAAUUUCUGGUGUCCUGACGGAGCUGUGAGGUUUUCCUAUAUCCCCAACAGCCAUGGACUACAACGAUGACCCACGUCUCAUAGAGCUUGGCUCUAUUGAGGCCAUAUACCCAGAGAUCCGCCGCCCUGACGCAAAGGACCCCUUCACCUUCGAGGUAGAUCUCCCCGUUGAGCCCGCCGCUCCUGUUACUGUCAACUUCCCAGCAGCAUCAGCACCCGCCCACCCAGGACUCACAACACUUGGCCAGGCUACUGAGAAUGCCCAGCCUGAGGUUGACUCUCUUAAAGUCUCGUACCUGCCCCCUCUACGGUUGAGAGUCUCUCUCCCAGAGGGUUACCCUACAGAUGCGCCACCAGACAUUGUGGUAUCUACCAUACCGCAGUGGUUGUCGAGGGAAACGAUCAAACGGCUUGAGGAUGAUGGGCCGCGCUUAUGGGACGAGAUUGGUCGCGAUAUGGUUGCAUUUACUUACAUCGACCAUAUUCAGCGCGCCGCUGAAGACGUGUUUGGAACCAUCAGUCCUGAGGGAACACUUCAGGUUGAUCCAGAACAUAAACUCGCCGUGCUGGACCACGAUAUAAAAGCCAAAAAGGCAGCUUUUGAAAAGGAGACAUUUGAUUGUGGUGUCUGUCUCGAUCCCAAAAAGGGCUCCAAGUGUCACAGAAUGCUUGACUGCGGACAUAUAUUCUGUAUUCAAUGCUUACAGGAUUUCUACAACGACGCCAUCAACGAGGGUAACCUUGCUACUGUUCGUUGUCUGAGCCCUAACUGCGCCAAGAAGCGUGCAGCCUUGAGAGACACAAAGAAGAACAAGGUUGCCAUCAGCCCUAGCGAGCUUCUCCAGAUUGGUCUUUCCGAGGAAAUGGUGAAGCGAUACGUGACGCUAAAGUACAAGACAGAACUAGAGUCUGAUAAAAACACAAUAUACUGUCCACGACAGUGGUGUAAUGGAGCAGCCCGAUCGAAACGUCACAAGAAGCCGGAAGGUUUAGAGUUUGCCGAGACGUCUGAUGCUGAAGAAGAACAGAAAGAACAAGAACAAGAAGGGAAUAGUGCCAAGUCUGGGAAAAGGAAGAAUAAGAAAACGUUUAGCAAAGCGAAUCUCUUGGCUAUCUGCGAAGACUGUGGCUUCGCUUUCUGUGGCCAAUGCUACCAGUCAUGGCACGGAGAGUUUGUCCGAUGUGCACCACGACGUGAUAAGGGAGAACUCAGCGAAGAGGAAAAAGCAUCACUCGAGUACCUACAGCUUCACACAAGUCCAUGCCCUACAUGCAACGCCCCUGCGCAGAAGACACACGGCUGCAACCACAUGAUCUGCUCGCGAUGCGACACUCAUUUCUGCUAUCUAUGCUCUUCAUGGCUUGACCCGGUGAAUCCAUACCAGCACUACAACCAGCUGGCGGGCGGCAAGGUCACUUCCUGUUACAUGCGUCUGUGGGAACUCGAGGGUGGCGAUGGCGACGACGUGGGCUUAGGGUUCGUUGGUGGCCGCGGUCCCGUUGCAGAUGCUCCCGCGGCACUCGAUGAUAUUGAGCUUAUGCCUCUGCCGGAAGUCAUCGAGUCUGAUGACAGUGACGGCGAGGAUGGAGCUAAUGCCCAGGGCAACAACAGACCGCUUGGAGGCCAGGGCCAAGGUAUCGAGAUUGCGCGUGAAGGACCCCUCGUUAUACGACUCGUCGAUAAUCAAGCUCGCGAUGGUCGAAGGGCUAUUCCUCCCGCUGCACCCGACGCACCGCAACAACUCGCGGGCCGCGGCCAUAAUGGCCCACCUCGAGGUCCAGCGGGGCGAGGACGCGGCGCAAGACGGGCUGGGAGAAUAGGAGGCGCCGGAGCCCGAGGAAGAGGAGGAAGAGGAGGAGGAGGAGGAGGAGGAGGGGCUCGUGGCGGGGGAGCUGUUGCUAACCGUCAACGAGUGAACCAGCGACAACCUCAACUACUUCAGCAGGCACAGGGCCAGGAUGAGAAUAACCAGGAUGGUCUGGACCCGGCACAAGAGGCCUGGGUCCGUCGAUUUGUGCAGAUGGCGCUCAACGAUGAAGAGGAUCUCGUUGAUGGUGAUUCUGAUGAAGAUGAUGGUAAUUGGGUCAUUCGGUGACAGCUGUCCUCAGACAGGUUCCCGAUCACGCCAAGCGCGGUAUGUAUGGUAUGGAUGGCAAUGCGCGGCUCCGCAGUCACGACCCAAGGUGGUUUAAUGAUACUGUGAAAUCUCUAGAUACUGUACAUUUAGGGAAUCACUAUAUGUGUCCUGUAGCAAAUGCAUGCAUGAUCUACCAUCUCCACCAAGACCAAGAUCCUACCUAGGAUGAUGUCAACUGGGCUUUGCUACGGCAAUACAUAUGUGACUCAAUGGCUACCUCACUCACAGCAAGUAUCCUUCUACGAGAAUCAAGUUCUCCUCGCCCAAGGACGACGCCAACCUGAACCGGCACGUUAGUCCUAAACCCAUACCCCCCAACCCAUUCAGCGCACGUCGGGUUCUCGAUUCGUGUCUGCUGCAAUCGAGAAUCUUCGGUAUCAAAGAUAGGCUCCGCUGCAGCAACCCAAAUUCGUCCUUGACAGCCGUUGGAUAUGUGGAGUGUGCAUGUAUAUAUGUACUUGAGACUGUUCUGGUAGGGUGACCUGCCGAUUACUCAAGCAUGGCCGUAUGCCUAGCAUUCCAAAUUACAAGAACUCAUUUAGACUUGUGGGAAA